Messenger RNA from Lactuca virosa, 372 nucleotides. Lineage: Eukaryota; Viridiplantae; Streptophyta; Magnoliopsida; Asterales; Asteraceae. The record is from the annotation of a GenBank genome assembly.
AUGAUUAAUCCAACUACAACUCUUGGAGAAAAACCUUCUAAAGAUAAUGCUGCCAGUUUUUUCAGAGCUGAUUCAUCUUUAGAUGAUGAUCAUUUGCAUAACUAUAUUGGUGAUGAUUUUUUUGUCGAAAUUGUUGCUCCAGUCGUGCCUCCUUCUUUACUAGGCGAUGGAAGUGAAUUUGAUCAAGAAAAGGAAUUUUUGACUUUGACUAGGAAAGAUUACAUGUCUUUGAAUCGAAAGCUAAAUAUGUUGGUCCAACAUGGUGAAUAUUUUUCUUCUUCUACCUUCACCAAAAUGAUCUUUGGUCAUGAAGCCAUAGUUAAACAACUUCUUUACAAAAAUGCCAAGUUGAUUAGGAAAAUGAGAAGUUAG